UCAAGUCUCAAGCUCUUGUUCAUCUGUUUCCAAACCGCACGCCGGAGUGCAGGAGCCACUGAGACUCGACACAGCGCGGCGUUCAGCAGCAGCAGCAGCAGCAGCAGCCACUCGUGUGUCCGUGCCUCCUAUUACCUCUUGCAGGAAGUGGAUACUGAAACAGUUUCGCCGUCGGACGUUUGGUGUUUAAAUCCUCUUUAACUCACAAACUCAACAUGGAGAAUGAUAACAAAUACCUCCCGCAGCUGCUGGCGGAACGCGACAGCCUGGACGCGUCGUUCACGCACGCCGCGAAACUUAUAACAGCAGAAAUCGAGAGGGUUGAGAAAGGAGAGACUGAGAAAGAUACAGAAAGCUACCUGGACCUCUUUACCCAGAAAAACAUCAAACUGAAGGAAAGGGUUCUCAUACCAGUCAAACAGUACCCCAAGUUUAACUUUGUUGGGAAGAUCCUCGGACCGCAGGGGAACACAAUCAAGAGACUGCAGGAGGAGACUGGCGCUAAGAUCUCUGUGCUGGGGAAAGGAUCCAUGAGGGACAAAACCAAGGAGGAAGGCUUGAGGAAAAGUGGAGAACCAAAGUAUGCACACUUGUCCAUGGAGCUUCAUGUGUUUAUCGAGGUGUUUGCUCCUGUUCCUGAGGCAUAUGUGCGCAUGGCUCAUGCCAUGGAGGAGAUCAAAAAGUUCUUGUUCCCUGACAUGAUGGAUGAGAUUUGUCAGGAGCAGUUCAUGGAGAUGAAGUUUCUAAAUGGCGAUCAGGAACAUGGAGGCAGAGGCAGAGGAGGGCCACCCAUCAGAGGCCGUGGAGGUCUUCCACCUCCUGGAGUACCCAGGGGUCGUGGUAUGCCCCCACGUGGUGGCCGUGGCGGACCCCCUCGAGGUGGAGCCACAAGGGGAGCUCCUGCAGGUAGAGGUGGACCAUCAGCCCAGCUGCCCAGAGGAGCAGCUUCCAACCGUGCCCGUCCACCUGCCCCUGCAUCUCAGCGGAUGCCCCCUCCACACCCUCCGACCCAAGACUCGUACGAAGAUUAUUCUUAUGACGAGAGCUACACAGAUGCAGGCUAUGAAUCCUAUGACAGCUACUACAGUCAGCCACAAGCAGAACCUGAAUACUAUGACUACGGACAUGGAGAGACACAGGAGGGAUAUGAAAACUACGCUCAAAAUGACUGGAACGGGACACAGCGCUCUGCUGGCGGUGGAAAAGCUCCCACUCAGAGACAGACUAAGCCUGGGUUAAGGGAGCCCCCCUAUGGACGAUACUAAAUCUGACUAGUGGAACGUCACCCAACGCGUCGCCAUGACAACUGUCUCCCAUGGCAGCUCACGCUUUAAGCUACCCGACAAAAGUAAUUGUCUGUUUGUUUUUUUGGUUGUGUUUUUUUACUCCGGACUUUUUUAAAAGAAACUUGACAGAACGGCAUUUGAAUGCCUCAAGAAUAAACAAACUUUAGAAGGAUUAGUUUAAACAUGGCUGUUUUUUUUGUUUGGUUUAUUUUUGUUUUUGCCAAUAUCUCUUCCUCUGCUCAUACCUACCCUUGCUUUUUUGCAUAUGUCGAUGGUAAACGUUUGUUCCAAUGACUGGAAAAAGUAUUUAGCUGAAAGGUAAAGCCUAACAACUGUACAGCCACUUUUUUGUGUCUCAGGACGCCACUUUAAUUUGUGUUACCUUAAAAACUCUGCUGAGGUGCAGUUGCAGAUUCCCAUGUAGGCUACAUUUCAAAAUUCUGUUUAAUACUAGCAUAUCAAAAAGACCCUAAAUGUAAUGUCUGUUUUGUAAUAAGGAAUAUAAAUUACUGAAAUGCAAAAUGUCUUUAAUGGUAUUUCCGACAGCCAUUGAUUAUUCCUCAUUUGAUUUAAAUAGUCUUAAAAGCUGUAAAUGUAGAUUUAGGCCUCAAUAUUUUUCCUUGUAUCUUUAGAGUUUUGAAAUAUAGCCCAAUUAGACGCUGUUGAGAUGGAAUGUCCUCAAAUCCUUAAUUUGUUUAAAAUAAGAUGUUACUCUUCAAAAGUGUUCUGCAGAAUAACCCAUGUUUGGCUACUUAUGUUUAAAAGGGAAAAAAAAUCAUGUCAGAUUAUCAUGGAUGACACCAUGCUAUAUAAACUGCAUGCACAAACUGCUUAAAAGGAUUUGGACAACAAUCUCCACAAUGGUCAUCUCUUUCUUAUGUAAAGGGAUACUGCAGCUAAAACUGACUCUAUUGUACAUAAUUUAAAAAAGGAAAAAGAAAAAAAAAACAACAACCCACAUCCAAACUGUACUUUACUGCCAUUUAGUAUUUGUAUCCUCUCCAUAAAAUGCAGAAUGACUUGUGUAAGCUUGCCUAAAUAGGUAACUAAAUCUGUCCAAAACAUGUUUUGCAGCAGUUGUCAAUAAAGCCUAGAUUGUUUUUUAUGAAA
Molecule: messenger RNA, 2396 nt
Organism: Sinocyclocheilus anshuiensis
Lineage: Eukaryota; Metazoa; Chordata; Actinopteri; Cypriniformes; Cyprinidae
Product: KH domain-containing, RNA-binding, signal transduction-associated protein 1-like
Exons: 9
Coding region: 216-1265 (349 amino acids)
Biological process (GO): regulation of alternative mRNA splicing, via spliceosome
Cellular component (GO): nucleus
Molecular function (GO): mRNA binding; poly(A) binding
Source: RefSeq, a predicted model, not a curated record